ACACACAACGUCUCUUUUUCCCGAUCUCGCGUCCUUUGUGUUUACUGUCCCGCUAUAAUUUUGUUUUUAUCCGGAAAUCUGCUUUUCUCCAGUCGCCAACAUGCCUCGUGGAAAGAAGAGACUGCCAGGAGAAGAAGGAGAUAGUAAGCCGAGGAAAAUUAAGAAACCCAAGCUGAAGCAAGUUCGUCCAGCAGCUGAAAAUCAACAACCGAGAGAGACAAUCAAAUUGAAGGAUUCUCCCUUUGUGGGUACCCUUCUUUUCAGUGGAGGCACAAACUGGGACCUGAUCGGCAGAAACAAAUUGCCCAAAGCAGCUGCAAGCAGACCAAUCAUUGGUGGACGUAACCUGUGGGGUCCGCAUCGACUCUCUGCUCUUGACGGGAUCCGGGUCCGUAAUGUCCAUUCUGGACCAAGCUCUUGCCACAGUGUUAUCAUCACAGAGGAAGGGAAAGCCAUGACAUGGGGUCGUAAUGACAGGGAACAACUCGGUCAUGGCGAUGACUACAGGAGGGAUGCCCCUACGCUGGUUGAAGAACUCAAGGAUCAUCACAUUGUUACUGCCUCGUGUGGACGCAACCACACAAUGUGUUUAACAGAUGAGGGCACAGUGUUUUCGUUUGGUGAUAACAGAAUGGGCCAGUGUGGAAUCGGUGUUCAAAGCUCCACUGUAGGGACACCAUGUAAGCCAAACUACUAUGGAUCCCCUAUUGUCAAGGUAGCCUGUGGAGCAGACUUCAGUAUGAUCCUGGAUUGUAAAGGGGUUAUCCACUCAUUCGGUAGCCAGGAAUACAGCCAAUUAGGUCACAAUACGAAUGGGCAAUACAGCGUAACGGCCACCAAGCUUUCUUCAGAAUGUGUCUCAACUCCCAAGAAAAUCACAUGUUUCUUAGAAAAGGGACGGGAAGGAACCAAACACCUCGAAGGCACAGUCAUCAAAGAUAUCGCAUGUGGGAACAACCACUCGAUUGCUAUCGACAUGCAGAACAGAGUGUUCACAUGGGGUUUUGGCGGAUACGGUCGCCUAGGACACCAGAAGCCUGAGGAUGAACCAGUCCCAAGGAGCGUCAAGUUCUUUGACACAAAGGGAGUGGCAAAAAUCAAUGCAGGAUCAAGCUACUGCAUGGUGAUUACAGAACAAGGUCAGUUGUUCUUCUGGGGUCAAGCCAAGACCUCGGGGGAAGCCACCAUGUAUCCCAAACCUGUCUUUGACCUUUGUGGCUGGAACGUCAGGAGCAUGGGUUGCAGCAAUCAUUCCAUCGUCGUCGCCGCCGAUGAUGCCGUCAUCAGCUGGGGCCCAUUUCCGACGUACGGCGAGCUCGCCUACGGAGAGGGCGAAUCCAGAUCCUCGACGACCGCCAAAAAAUCACGGCCACUUGAAAACGUCUACAUCCACCAGCUUACUUGUGGAUCAGGCCACUCCCUCUUCAUCGCUCGUGACGAAACCGAAACAGACAAAGAAGAGCUGGCGAAGCUUCCGGUAUUCACACCGGGAAGUUAAGAAACCGAAGACCACACAACAUUCGUGCAAGAGGUGUGAAUGAUAGAGGUUCUGUUUUAGUUUUUUGUUUCUUGUUUUUGUUUGUCCGUUUUUGUAUCAAGUGAAGAAUAAUUGUUUACCAUCACAGGAAACCAGGGUUUGAAUAUCAGAGAUUGCCUUAGAAUUUAUAUAGUACAACUCGUUGAGAUGUCGAUGUUAUGAAUCCAUUUUACAAUACCGUUUCUAAUUGCCAUUGGUUGCUUCAAUAAAGGAGACUCGCCUAGCAUUUUGUCUAUUUGAUUUAUCUCACACGAAUGCUAUCCAUCACAUAGCUCUAGAUCUGUUUCAUAUUUGAGAAGUCAUUGAAAUGUAGUCCCCACUAUUUCAUCUUUCAUUGAACUUCUCAGAAGAUGCAAUGAAUAAAAUUGCAGUGAAAACUACUCAGUAAUACGUAAUAAACAGUAACGGCUUGGUCCCACUGGCCGACAGACAUAAAACAUAGUCAUAACGGAUACAGCGGAUAAGCAAAUUUCAGGGGUGGCUCCAAUCAAAUCACAGUGGACAAAUGCUCGAUGGAUGUAGAGCGUAUGAAACACAUAUGCAAAGAGUACACAACGGAUACAUAACUUUUUCCGAUGGAUGGCAAGAUUCUUUUCCGUUUUACAUCCUCUCUGCAUCCGUAAGUGCAGUGGGACCAAGCCUUAAUAUCAAAUCACAUCCUUUGCACAAUGAUUCAGUCAAUGAUUAUAUGCAAGGACCAAAUUUUAAAAAUACAUAAAAGAAGAUAAUUUAAUGAACUUCUUGGACAUCUGGUAAGGUUUAUUUACUUUUCCUUUUCUCCAUUCAACAAAUCGAUUGUCGAUGCCGGAGCUGAGCUGAGCUGUCUUAUUACUUGAUUGCUAAAUAACUGUAAAUUUUGGAUCAACAAUUUUGUCAAUAUGUGGGACAGAAAGUAGAUCAUAGCAUGGUGAUCUUAAAUGCAAAUCCUAUGGGUAGAGAUCUUCAAGCAAACAAAUAUGAAAAGCAUUACAAUUGUGAUUAAAUACAAGGAUUUUCUUUGAACCCGUGAAAUACCAAGCAUUUGAACUAACAAAAAUGUGUAUUUUCCAGACUACAUAUUUUGUCAUGUAGUAUGAAAUGGGAUAUGUGUGUGUAUAUACAUCUACCUGUACAGAUUUCCACUUUUAUAAGGAGUUGUAGUAUCGGUGAGGGGUAUUUAAAUGAAUGGAUUGUUUGAUUGCAUUCAAGGUAGAAUAUUUGCCAGUAAUGUACUAUAUAGGUGAGGGAAGAAGGAUUUUUUUGCGGGUAAGUUGUUGAGAAAAUAGUUGUUCAAAGAAAAUAAAAAUGUUAAAAAGUUUAAGGACCAACCACGCUUGCUCUCUCUCUCUAUCCCUCUGUGUCUGUCUGUCUGGCUCUGUCCAUCUCUCUGACUCUCUCUCUCCCCUCUUUCUCCAAAAUUCAGAGAGCGAUGCAUAGCCUUAGGGCCGACAAUCAGCAGGGCCCCGUCUUACAAAGAGUUAAGAUUGAUCCGAUCAAUCGUAACUCUAUGGAAAUCCAUCGAUAUCAUAAUUUUUUCUUUGAAAAAAAUGUGCACAAUGUCCUUUGUUUGCAAAGAGAAGCACAGUGAAUUUUCAAGAAAACAAUGAAUGCAUGAAUAUACUUCAUAGCUAGAAAAUACUUUGAACAAACAUGCAUAAUAAUAGAUGUUGACGUUGCUGGCCGUGGCUAGUUGCGAUUGAUCGGAUCAAUCGUAACUCUUUGUAAGACGGGGCCCUGAGAUGGCAACAGUAUGUGAGGUGGAAUCGGUACUCGAAAGAUAACAAUGUGUGUUUGAAUUGUAGUUUUGUAAAGAUAAUUUAUUGUUCAAGAAUAUACCUCUGAAUUAGUGUCACGUUUCUUUGUAUAUUUUCAAAGUGGAAUAUGAUAUAUAUAUUCUGCCUGAGUUGGUGUCUAAAUGUCCUGCACAGAUGCUAUAAAAGUCAUAUCAUUGCCAAACCACUAUGGCAUUUUUUUUUUCAGUUUCACCCUUUUUAUUUCAAGCUUAAAAAUUGCUUCUCUUCAAUACACCAGCAGAAAUUUUAAGUCAUCCUAAAGCCUUGCCCGUUAUGAUGCGACGAGGCUAAGCAGCUUCUUUCAUAGCGUUCAUGUACAUGUACAUUAUGGUGAGACAAAUCCCACGAUUUUAUGCUUUAAAAAAUGAUAAAUUAUGCUAAUAAAUAUAAAUCAUCUACUUCAAAUCUAGAAAAAAAAGGUAGUUGAAAGUAUUGCGUCCGAUGAGUAACUCUAGACAGAUUACUUUUGCGCUUUUAUUAAAAGAAUUUGGUUGGCCAUGAUCUACAUGUAUGCUCUCUAACGCAAACAAGAUGCAUUUGUUAACUGCAACCAGAUAGUACUUUUGAAUGUAGAUUUUUUCUCUCAGGAAUGCCGUUUGGCUAUUUGUAAUGUGAUCAUGUGACAGGUGCGAGCACCUGACAUGAAAAUGUAAUCGCCUGAUUUCUCCGUUUGGCACCAUAACAACAUUUGUUACUCAUUUUUGGUAUAUGCCUCAUUUUUUUAAACAAUUGGAAAAAGGAAUUGUUAUUUAUUAACAAAACCGUAAAAAAUUUCACUUGGAUCAUCUUUAUUUGUAAUAAUUCUUUUCUUAGCCAGAUUGCGUGCACAUGUAUGUAUGUGUUAAUGAAGAAGUGUGGAAAAGUAUGGAAUGCAGUUCAUGAAUUUCCAUCUUUGUUUACUUCUUCAUUUUCAUCCAUAUUGCAGUUCAACAAUGAUGAAUUGUCAUGUAGACAAUAUUGUGCCAAAGUUUUGUAGCUUUAUUUUCAUCUUACCUUAUAAAGUAAUCACUUUCUACCACUAUGAUGUUAAUUACAAUUAUCUAUAUAUGCAGUAAGGGUGGUGUUUUAUUGACCUGGGGCGGUUUUAACAAAGAGUUAAGUAUGACUGAGUGUCGCACUUGAAUGUCCAGUUGGGUGCCGUUUAAAACGCAUGACCGCAUUGGUCAAAUCAUGCGUAUUAAUCAAUAAGAUUGUGCGUUACAUAUAAUGUGCGCGUCAGCACUAAACAUGAUUUUAAGUCACACUUAACUUUUUGUGAAACACCCCCCCCCCUUGUUUUUAAGUUCAUGUGACUUUGCACACAACUUUACUCAUGACUGGUCACCCUUUCUCGUGCUUUAAUGAAGUUCUGAAUAACUUGUAUUCUCAUCAAGUAAAGUUGAAAUCCAAUCUUUAACAUAGAAACUUCACUUCCAUUAUACAUAAAGUGGGAAUUCUAGUCGUGUGUGCUUCUAAUUCUAAUUUUAUUAUUAUCAGUCUCUCAUAAAGUUAUGUGUAACUUACUAAGAGCUUUAUGAAAUGGCCCAGGCAUCAAUAUAUAAAAUAUACCAUUAAUAUUGCUUUACCUUUCAAUCGUAACUUCCCCAAAAUCUGAAUUUUCAUUGGAAAGUGAGUAAGGUUAAAAUAGUCGAUGCCAUUGAGUUAUAUUGAUCGUAAGUUUAUCAAAGCCGGAUUUCGUGUGUGAAUUCUCAAUCAUUUUCAGUGCUUGUUAUGAUUUUAUUAUAAAAAAUGAAAUCUCUCUGUUAAUGCUAACUUUUCUUUUGAUUUCUGAAGGCGUUUGAAAUCAAGAUAUAUUCUAAGGAUUUUAUAAAAAUUCCAACUCUGCAGUCAACUUGUUUUCAUUUGAAAUACCAAAUUAAUCCAGAAUGAAAAAAAAUGGAUUAAACUUUUAUAUGAAUAUUAUUUGAUGGCUGCAACACAAAUUAAUAUUCACAAUUUAAUGCUUUGUGGUUUCCUCUCAUGAAAACAAUAUUAUGAAAUAAAGUUGAAAAUAUACCUUGUCACUUGACUAUUCCAUUUCCUUCUGCAUAUUUUUCACAGAAAUCAGUACUCGUUUUCAUCCACUUAUCUCUGAUAUGUCAAAAUAUUUAUUGAAUGAACUCAUCAAACAUAUUGCAAUGAACUCUUUGUGAAAUGAACAAG
Molecule: messenger RNA, 5451 nt
Organism: Lytechinus pictus (painted urchin)
Lineage: Eukaryota; Metazoa; Echinodermata; Echinoidea; Temnopleuroida; Toxopneustidae
Product: protein RCC2 homolog
Exons: 10
Coding region: 101-1498 (465 amino acids)
Biological process (GO): negative regulation of GTPase activity
Cellular component (GO): membrane
Molecular function (GO): small GTPase binding
Source: RefSeq, a predicted model, not a curated record